This is a messenger RNA of Pedinophyceae sp. YPF-701, 5610 nucleotides long. NCBI's taxonomy places the organism in Eukaryota, Viridiplantae, Chlorophyta, Pedinophyceae. The record is from the annotation of a GenBank genome assembly.
AUGGGGACGGAGACGCCGCGCGGACCGCCCCGUGCGGCCCUCAGCGCGGGCAUCCACUCCCCGCUCCACGCCCUCUCUCGCGGCGACGUCGAGCUGCUGCAGACCUCGACGCUCGCGACCCUGAGCGCCCGCUUCCAGACCGGACGCGUGCGCCCGCCGCCCAACGAGUUCGUCGCGCCGGGCGCGAUGGGCGCGGUAGACCAGCUGCUGGGCGCCCGGCCCCACCUGGGUGCCGUGGACCUCGCCUUCGCGGCGAGCCCGGGCCUCGAGGGGACGGCCUCGCGCCCGCGCUCGCGGACGGGCCUGCUGAGCCCGUCGCAGGGCGCCGGACGCAUCCAGUUGGACCCUAUUCGCAUCACGGGAGAGGGGCAACAAGGACCUGCGCUCCCUCCGCUGCCCUCGAUCUUCCCGCCGGCCGCGCAAGGCGAGGACGAGCUCUCACGAACACUCCCGAGCCGCCUCGGCGGCCCGCUGAGCAAAUCCCAGGACCUCGGCGGCGCACGCGCCGUCAACGCGGGGCGCGGACUCGCCGCCCUGCACUCCCUCAUGACCUGGACGCGCCCGGAGCACGCCGACGCCACGUCGCAAACCCUCAUCCUCGGCGCCGCCCUCCAGCGCCUCGCGGACGCCGGCGUCGGCCACGCCCGCAUCGACCCCACUUCGGACGCUAGCGUCGACACUUUUGACCUCGGGGACGCCGCGUCCCCCGGCCGCCGCGGGCGCGCGAUGGCCGCGAUCGAGGAGGCCCCGGACGCGUCCGGCCGGCCGUCGACGUGCCCGCCGAACGCGGAGCACCCGGCGCAGAGCCGCGGCAUUCGGUUGUCGAUCCAAGGGGUGGAGAUCCGGGGCGCGGGCGAGCGGCCGGUGCUGCCGAUGAUGGGCCGCGGGCGGCACGACGACGAGCUGGAGGAGCGGCUGCAGGCCGCGGAGGCGCGCGUGACGGAGCUGAAGGCGGAGCUGCAGCGGGAGCGCCAGGCGCGUACGCGGGAGCGCGAGGAGCACAACAAAUUCAAGCGGUCGCAGCAGGAGGCGUACGAGACGCAGCUGCGGGACAUUCAGAGCAUGGCGGGGGAGAUCGUGGAGGGGGCGGAGGCGGCGGGGUCGCGGCCGGCCUCGGCGUCGCGGGAGGCGGCGGCGGCGACGGAGGCGCGGGCCGCCGAGGGCGCGCAGGCGGGGCAGUUCCUGGAGAAGGUGCGCGAGGUGUACGAGGCGCGGAUCCAGAAGCUGCAGGCGCGCGGGUUCGAGCUGAAGCGGGAGCUGGGCGAGGUCGAGAAGGAGCGUGAGGCGCUAAUCAAGGAAAUCCAACUGCUGAAGAACCGCGAGGCGAGCUCGGCCGUGACGGCCAAGAUGCGCGCGACCGCGCUCGAGGCGAAGCUCGCGGCGAGCAAGUCCAAGGUCGAGAAGCUCGAGGAGGUCCAGGCGGAGCUGCAGGACGUGAUCGCUGCGAAGACGGAGGAAGUCGACCGGCUGAUCAAGGAGGGGCGGGAGCGCGAAAACGAGGUGUCCUCGGCGCUCGCGGACCGCGACGGGCUCAAGAAGCGGCUCCGGGACGCCGAGAGCCAGCUGCGGAAGCGGGAGGCCGAGUGGACGGAGGCGGAGGCCGGGCUCCAGGACCGGGUGACGCAGCUGGAGACGGUGCUGGAGAAGGAGCGGGCGGCGGUGGCGGUCGACCUGAAGGAGUACCACCGGAUCAAGGUGACGUACGAGGACCUCGAGCGGCGCCUCAAGGCCGCGGAGACGCUCUUCAACGAGGAAACGGCCAAGGUGGCAGGGAUGAAGUUCGACCGCGACGAGGCGCGCGCGGCGGAGCGCAACGCCAAGCGCCUGCAGGCGCAGGCCGAGAAGGAGGUCGUGGAGUGGCAGGAGCGCGUCAAGUCUCUCCGGGAGUCGGAGCAGCACGCGCAGAAGCUCAUCGCGCAUCUGCGCGCGCAGCUCCGCGAGAAGGACAACGUCGAGAAGAUGCUGGACAACGCCAAGCAGGAGCUCCUCCGGCAGCAGGAGGAGCGCCGCGGGGAGAUCGAGACCUGGUCGAAGCGCUACGAGGUGCUCGAGGACAAGGCGGCCAUGCUGGGGCGCGAGAUCCGCGCGGCGAACUACCGGGCGGAGGACGCCGCGCGGAAGGCGCACGACGCGGAGCGGGACCGGGACAAGCUCGAGGGCGACGUGCAGGCGUUCCGGGACCAGGUUCGGACCAUGGCGAUCAAGCUGGACGAGGCGCAGUCGCAGUGUGCGCAGGCGCGCGGGGAGGCGUUCAGCGCGAACCAGCAGCUGCAGGAGUCCGCGCAGGAGUCCGCGGAGCUGCGGAAGAGCCUCGCGGAGCUGCGGAAGGUCGCGGACUCGCGCGGCGUGGAGGUGGAUCGGCUGGUGAAGGAGCGCGACAUUUUGCAGAACCAGCUGAACGAGGCGCAGAAGGAGCUGGCGGGGACGACGCGGACGCUCGAGGCGCAGAUCGAGGAGCUCACGGCGGAGCGGAAGGAGCUGACGAAGAAGAACGACGCGCUGCGGUCGUCCGUGCGGCAGCUGGCGCCCUACAAGCGCCGCGCAGAGGAGCUGCAGCAGCUGCACGACAACCUCUCGGCGCGGCACAACGAGCUCACGGACAAGUACUCGGCGCUCAUGGACGAGCGGCUGCAGCUCAUCACGGACCUCGAGGAGACGCGGCGCAACCUCAAGUACACGCAGCAGAGUCUGGAGCAGGCGCGGGGCGACCUGGACAGCAAGGUGGCCGAGUGCGAGCAGCUGUUGUCGGAGCUCACCGACGAGCAGGAGGCGCUCAAGAACGCGCUCGCCCGCGAGAAGGUCCUCAAGGACCGCGUCGAGGUCCUCGAGAGCGAGCUCGCGCAGACCACGGCCGAGCUGACGGAGCUCAAGGCCGCGCACGCGAAGCUGGAGGCGGAGCACGCGCGGCUGUCGGACCUGUACGACGAGCUGCAGAUCACGAGCCAGCGGCAGAUCACGAUGCUCACCGAGCAGCGGGACCAGCUGGCGGAGGAGCGCGACACGCUGAAGCGCGAGCGGAGCGCGCGCGACGAGAUGCUGCAGGACCUGUCGGCGAAGCUGGAGGACCCGCUCUCGAUGCCGCAGGUGCAGAAGGUGGUCGAGGGCCUCCGCGCGAAGCUCGAGAACGAGACGCAGCAGCGCAUUUUCCGCGAGAAGUUCGCCACCACGCAGGCGCAGCGCGUCAAGGUGCUCGAGGCGCAGCUGAAGCGCGCGAACCAGAUCAUCGCCGACUCCGGCGCGACGGCGCCGCCGAAGACGAUCGACUUCGGGUGCCAGGUGAUCCCGACGGACCUCUGGGAGACGGAGCUCGACACGAUGGACGUUCCGGCGGUGCGGCGCAACACCGGCGAGCGCACGACGCUCCCGCCGCGCAGCCCGCUCGGGUUCGUCGAGCCCGGGACGCCGCGCGACCAGGCGCGGGAGCCGCGCGCCGACGGAAGCGCGGCGGCUGACGCUGAGGUUGUCGACAUGGGCUGGAUUGCCGAGGCGCGCGUGCGGUCGGGAGUCGAGCGCGAGAAGCAGCUGCGCGCGAUCAAGGAGGAGUCGAGCGCGCACUCGCAGGCCAGCGCGAAGCCCGCGAACACGAACCCGCGCGUGCGCCCCGGACGGCUCGGCCUCCCCAGCAACGUGCGCGACAAGCUCAUGGGCCGCGGGGCCACGCCGCUCCCGGUCGGGCGCGGCGGCGCGUCGCGGGGCGAGGGCGACGUCGAGGAGCCGCAGUACGAGGGCGAGGUGCCGUCGAUGGACGUCGGCGCCGUGAUGGAUGUCAUCUUUGAGUGUUACGCGCUGAAGCUGCGGGCUGACGUGGCAGCGGCGCGGCACGGGGGCGCCCCGCGCGGCCUGUCGGCGUUCGUGCGGGACUUCUUCGUGUUCCGGUACUCGAUUCCGCGGCUCGCGCGCCGCGCGCUGGUCUCGUUCGCCAAGUCGGUGUGCGAGCUCAAGGGCUUCGAGGCCGUGGCGUCGUUCGGGCUGUCGUCCGGGCUGCUCGACGAGGAGGAGGUGCACGUGAAGGAGCUGCAGCCGCUGCCGCCCGCGGUCGCGGCGGAGCCGGUGUGGCCGACGGCGGCGACGGCUGCGCCCGAGGGAAGCACGGCGCGCGGCGGCCACGCGCUGUCGUACGGCGAGGCGACGGUCGGGGUGUCGCACCGGCUCGGACGCACGGCGCCGGGGACGCCGUCGCAGCGCGGGGCCGGCGGCAGCCCGAGCGGGCGGUCGUCGCCCGGGCGCACGUCGCCGUUGCCGCAAAUGCCCGGCGCAGGGUCGCGGAGCUUCACCCCGCGGCACGCGCGGGCGACGACGGGCGCAGACGGCAGCCUGCGCCGCUCCCCGGCCUCGCACUCGCGCGCCACGACGCCGCCGUCGCACCGCCCGGGGUCCGCCGCCGGACUGAUCGAGGCCGCGGCCGCGCGCGUGGGCUCUCUGCACGGCAACGCCUCCGCGGAGCCGUGGGCGGCCGGCGCCGAGCUGCCGCGCCCGGCAGCGUUCCCCGCGGACCUCGCGUCGGGCGUCCCUCCCGAGGAGCUCAACCCUUUGCACCGCAUGGCCCUGGGGCCGUUCACGGGACUCCCCCUCCCGCUGCUGUGGGGCGCGAUGCGGUCGGGGCAGGUGUACCGCCCGAUGCGGAUGCAGCCGAGGAAGCCGCCGUCCGUGCAGGCGAUGCUGCAUCCGCUGAUCGCGGUGGCGUGCAAGCAGGCGACGAGCACGCCGCCGCUGUCGUCGAUCGAGCACAUGCUCAAGUCCUCGCUCUUCCGGGAGGACAUCCUGCCGUCGCUCGACCUCGGCGUGCCCGUCUCGGGGCGCCAGGUGCCGCAGAUCGCCACGAUGCUGCACGACAUCGCUCUGGUGUUCCACCUCGACCCCUCCCGGCUGCCACAGGUCUUCAUCCGCCCGGACCACGAGCCCCGCGCGCUGUACAUGUGUCUGCCGCUGGCGCUCACGCGCGACCGGACCGCCAUCGGCACCGUGAGCCGCGAGGCCGUCGCGCGCCGCGAGGACGACCUCAAGCACUGCAUCGUGCUCUCCUCGGGCCUCCUCGACACCCUCCAGCCCUCGGAGGUCAUGUCGGCCAUCUCCGGCGCCAUGUUCGCGUUUGUCCUCGGCUACUGGCUGAACCCGAGCCGCGCGGACGAGUGCGACGCCCGCAGCUCCGACGGCGUGAUCCCCGUGGACGCCAUGUCGACGGUGCCCUGGCUGGCCACCGCGGCGUCCAUCUCGGACAUUGCCAGCUACGCCCUGGCGCAGGCGAUCGACGGAGACUCCGUGCUGACGUUCGAGCGGUCCGCGCUGCCGGUGCUGUCGCGGUUCAAGCAGGCGUGGAGGCUGUGCCAGGACCGCGCGUCGCUCGUCGCGGUACAGGACCUCAAGACGGUGAUCUCCGGGGUACUAAAACAGAGCGCGGGGUCCCACGCGCUCGUCGGGGAGCUGCACGCCGGGGCGCUGCUCGACCAGCUCGAGGAGGACGCCGCCAAGUCGCGGAGCUCGGCCGCGGGGUGGGUGGCGGACUCCGGGAGCGUGGCGGAGGUGCGGGCGCGGGAGGCGUUCAAGUGGAGCAAGUCGAAGGAGUACGGGAGGACGUUCGUGGGCGCGGAGAAGCGGACGCACUUCGCGUGA